UUAGCAGUCGUGCAAAGGCUAAGCCGCUGCCCUCUGGGAGUGUAUCUUAGCUUAGCAGAAGUGCGAACGAAAGGAUCGCAGAGCGGCUACAAAAAUAAAUUGUGCAGUUUCAGAGUAGCUCCAGAACUACUCAGCACUUGCGAUCACUUCAGACUGUUCAGUUCCUGUUUUGACGUCUCAAACAUGCCAUGCGUUCAACAUGAAUGCUGAAAGCUCUAACGAUGAUGGACAACUAAUAAGAGAUUCACCAACAUUGCCAGAAGAAGAGCCUUCUGGGAAUGUAACAAAGGAAGACGGGGAUGAAUCAAUGGACCAGUUUAAUAAAAAUGAAGGACAAUCAGGGCCACAUGAACACCACCUUAUGACUACACAGGAGCUCCAGCUGUACUGGAAAAAGGAGAAGCACGAAGGGAAGCCUGUCAAACUUUUAUUUGAGAUCCAGUCCACCCGCAUUGCUGAGGAUUUUCUUUCCAAGUUUGUGGUGUACCAGAUUGUAAUCAUAAAGACUGGAAGUUUUGAUGGAACUAAAGCCUUCAUCGAGCGAAGAUACUCUGACUUUGAGAGACUUCACAGGAACUUAUUAAAAGACUUUCAAGAUGACAUGGAAGAUGUGUUGUUUCCAAAGAAGGUUCUAAUGGGAAACCUCACCCAGGAGAUGAUUAAUAAGAGAAUGUUGGCCCUUAAAUAUUACCUUGAAGAGUUGUACGCUAUAAGAUGUGUAAGAAAAUCCCGGAAGUUUAUUGACUUUUUUAUCCAUCCGGAGCUAGAAGAUGGAUACAGCUGUGUCCGAGGAGGGCAGUAUGGCAAAGCCAUAGAGACAUUUCAGCAGGUUGUAUACCUACAAGAAAAACUGGCACCACACUAUCCCAGCUUUAUGGUACCAUCACUGUGUGCCUUGGUUGUGUGUCAUAAAGACAUGGACCAAUCAGGAAAAGCCUAUGAGUUUGGACUAAGAGCACUGGAACUUCUAGAGAAACAUACCGGUCACAAAUAUUACAUCCCAUUGCUAGACACACUGAUUUCUUUGGCUUAUAAGCAGGGCAAAGACUUUGUUACUUUACAGGAAAAGCUACAAAAAGCUGAAAGAAAGAUGAAUAGAGGUUUUGAGCAUAAUAUGUUUACUGUAAAAGAACUAGUAGUACAGGAAAGUGUUCAAAGAGAAAAAUGACUUUAAAAUACAUUUAUGUAUGCUGAAAUAUUUAAUUGUGUUGUUUAAAAUGUAAUACAAAAAUGACUUCAAAAUUGUCAUAUAUCUGAAGUCAUCAAUUUAGCAUUCAAUAGGAAAUCUUGUGGGUGUAUUAUAAGAGAUUAUUAUGGGUAUUACAAGUCUCCUUGGAUUUCUGUAACUUGUAUAAAAGACUUUAGACAGUCACAA
This is a messenger RNA of Pseudophryne corroboree (corroboree frog), 1375 nucleotides long. It is a transcript of the gene SNX20, whose product is annotated as sorting nexin 20. Lineage: Eukaryota; Metazoa; Chordata; Amphibia; Anura; Myobatrachidae. The record is from RefSeq and is a predicted model, not a curated record. Gene Ontology annotation, biological process: protein transport. The coding region runs from base 200 to 1168 and encodes 322 amino acids. The transcript is spliced from 3 exons. Gene Ontology annotation, cellular component: early endosome membrane. Gene Ontology annotation, molecular function: phosphatidylinositol phosphate binding; protein binding.